CCAUAGAUAUAUAUAUGGUGCUAGCCAGCUAGCUUGAAAACAAAACACAAAAUCUGAAUUUGGCAUUCCAUGGAAACCAUCCUUUUGAUCACUCAUAACUCCAACAUGGACUUUGUUGGAUACUAUUGUAACGUUUCUUUUUGAGUUGUCGGGUUUCAUGGUUUACAAUUGUGGUUGCAUAUCCGAAAUGAAGAGACUAACAAACUGCACGCGGUUGCAGCAGUAUUGGUAAAGUUAGCUUGAGAUUUUGAGCUCAUGUUUUUAGAAUCCAUCAUGUUGCUCGAAUCAUUACAAGGAGCCGAGGCAGGAGGAUUGAUUAUUAUAAAAGAUUCGGUGAAUUACUCUGGUCGACAUCUCCUCAAAAGCUACAUUAAUGCAGCACUGAAUAGGGAGGAAGUUGUCCACGUGCUGGGUUUCGAGGUCAGUGAGCAGGAACUCAAAGAUGGAUUAGACAGAUCAUCCAUUCAAAGGGUACACUUUCAUGAUGCAUAUACUGACCCCCUCGGCUGGACCGAAAACCCACGUUUCACCAUCCACCAGUUUACCACAGACGAUAUCAGCACUUGUCUUAAGCAAACACCCAAUAACAAAGGAUUGACACUCGUCAUUGACUCUUUGACGUGGAUUUUGAGGCAUCUCAAUCCCACUGUCAUCUGUCAGACUCUCCAUCAACUUAAGAAAGGUGGAGCUGUGAGAACUAUCAUUGGCCUGCUGCAUGCAGACCUGCACCAGCAUGGCACUGUGGGAAGUGUAUGCCACUUGGCUACCUCAGUCAUCACAGUAGCACCUGGGCCCAGGGAUCAGGGGACUGUUGCCAAAAUAACAAGACGCUCAAAAUCUGGAAAGAUUUUGCAAGCUGAGGAGAUCUUUAGCAUCAAAGAAGACUUAACAGUCACAGUACAUGGCAAGCCCAACCCUUCAGGAGCCAAACAGAUGGACACAGUGGAAACUGAGACAGAUCCAACAGCCAACUUGACUUUCAACCUCCGUCUGUCUGAGAAGGAGCGCCAAGCUAAAGAAAAACUGUCGCUCCCCUUUGUUUUCAGUAAAGACAAGAAGUCGGCUCUGCUCCACUCUGGCCCUGGCUCAGGGCGCAUCGUGUACGAGCCUGACGCCAACGAUGACUUUGACCAGGAGGAUCCUGAUGACGACCUGGAUGUAUAGGCCAGGAAACCCCACUAAAGCAGGAGUUUCUUUUCUAAACACAGCUAAUGGGACCUCGGAUAUGUGACAUUCUGGAGAACCCUGAAUCACAGACCAGAGGCUAGGCAGAAACAUUUUCUCAUGGCAUUUACAUAAAAUGUUUGUGUCUAUGAAUUCAGAAUGCAAGAGCACUGCUAGCGUUGCUAAUAGUGCAAGAAGACUGCAGUUGGAGUGCUUUAUAAUUUUUUUUUUUAACACAUUUGACAAGUAGGCCUAUACUCAAUGCUUUAAGAUAUGAUGAACAGAGAUGUACAGAGUCAAAGAAAAUUGGUAUGCGCUGUCGAUGCAAAUGGUUGUAUACCUUGGCUGAAUGAAAGCUUGUCAUAAGAUCUGUCUCCUGGUAAAUGAAGAGCAGCUGAAGGCUGAACACAAUAAGCCUUUAUUCAAAUAAAACACUGUUUUGUUUGUCUCCUUGUGGAUGUUGCAUAAAAAUAUAUAUA
This is a messenger RNA of Osmerus eperlanus (European smelt), 1643 nucleotides long. It is a transcript of the gene elp5, whose product is annotated as elongator acetyltransferase complex subunit 5. Gene Ontology annotation, biological process: tRNA wobble uridine modification. The coding region runs from base 256 to 1164 and encodes 302 amino acids. NCBI's taxonomy places the organism in Eukaryota, Metazoa, Chordata, Actinopteri, Osmeriformes, Osmeridae. Gene Ontology annotation, cellular component: cytosol; nucleus; elongator holoenzyme complex. The transcript has 8 exons. The record is from RefSeq and is a predicted model, not a curated record. Gene Ontology annotation, molecular function: tRNA binding.